AUGUCGCGCUCUUCAGCCGGCUUUGCAGACUUCUUCCCCACUGCACCAUCUGUUCUCCAGCAGAAACGUUUCAAGGCCACGCGAGAACGACAACAGGUUAAUGACCAACUCAACAGCGAACAUAGUGAUGACCAUCUGGCCUGCUCUACAGAACCAGUCACCACUCAUAAUUUCGCAAACGGCAGUGCGUCUGCCGACGAAGCAUCAGGGCUAUAUGAGGAAUCGACUAAAGUACCGGAAGCCAUUGGGAUUGGGUCUGCAAGUUCUGCGAGCACCGGUGCUUCGGUUCUCAGCUCCUCGCUUCCUCAAAUCGGCACAACCAACUUAAAUGAGCCACAGCUUGAUACACUCACGCCGCUCACAAACGCUGAAUCCUCUCCAAUUUGCAAAGCAAGCCCCCAAACAAAGACAGCAGACGGCAUUGCAGAAGGGAAUUCCAACAAUUUCGGUGCUAAGGAACGAAAACCUGCGAUAACCCCCCUUCAAACGCCCCCGACUCCACAGUCGCAGACACGGCGAAUUGGGAACGCAACAAAGGGCUGCAAAUUGGUCUACGACCCAGAUAUUGAUAGGCGAACAUUAUCAAAGGAGAAGCGAAGAAAGCCCCAGUAUGUGGAUAUAACCAUCUCCGAGCAAAAUGCCUGCCCGUCAGACCCCCGUCUUGGGAUAUCGAAUUACACACGAGGGGCUGGUUGUAAACAGAAAACGAAAUAUCGACCAGCGCCCUACACAUUGAAGCAAUGGCCAUAUGACGCUCUUACUACUAUUGGCCCCGGUCCACCCAUUCAGAUAGUGGUUACAGGGUUCGACCCUCUGACUCCAAUCGCACCAAUCAGUGCACUUUUCUCAAGCUUUGGGGAUGUUUCUGAAAUCAACAACCGCACAGAUCCCAUCACUGGCAGGUUCCUGGGGAUAUGUUCCAUUAAAUACAAAGACAGCGGGUCAUUUCGUGGGGGCAUCCCUGUCCCCGCCACCAGCGCGGCGAGGCGAGCUUAUUAUGAAUGCAAGAAAGAACAACGCAUCGGAACUCGCCGUAUAAGAGUUGAACUGGAUAGGGAUGGUGUUAUAUCGGAAAAGAUUGUCUUGAGAGCUAUCGAUUCCCAGAGAAUGGAACACAAAAGCAGCAUUUCGGCUUCCGAGGAGACAAAGAUCGAGCUGCAGGCAAAAAGGAAUGAACCCCCGCCCACCGCUCCGAAAGGUCCUUCGGGGAGGUCUUUGAAUCGAGCGAUAUCUGCCGUUCCCGCAAUUCCGGAAGGACCGCGGGCUAGCUUUGUGAAGCCGACUGUGCCAUCGCUUGUCGAAGAGAUUCCUAUAUUGAGUCAAAUCAAGCGUGCCCCAUAUAUUUUCAUCGCACAUUGUUAUGUACCCGUUCUGAGCACCACUGUGCCGCACUUAAAAAAGAGACUCAAGCUAUUCAAUUGGGAACACAUCCGUUGCGACAAAACGGGCUAUUAUAUCAUAUUUGAGAACUCAAGGCGCGGUGAAGAGGAAACUGAGCGUUGCUACAAGAUAUGUCAUAUGAAACCUCUAUUUACAUAUAUUAUGAAUAUGGAAAGCCAGCCUUAUGGCAAUCCUAAUUACGAGCGCAGCCCAAGCCCCGAACGACUGCGAGCAGAGCAGCGAGAGAGGGCCGAAAAGGAAAGGCUAAAGAAAGAGGCCGAGCUUGAUAUUGAGGAAGAAAAGAAGCAACGAGCAAUUGACUUGGAUCCCUGCAAGGAAGUGUUGACAAUCAUACUCCGUGAUUUGAAAGACAAGCUUCUAGAAGAUGUCAAGUCACGCAUUGCUGUCCCAGCUCUAUAUGACUAUCUUGAGCCGGAUCGGCAUGCAGCGAAGAGAAAAAGACUAGGUAUUCCAGAUCCUGUCGGUAUCAAAAGGCCUGUAUUUCGAAUCGGAGUGGAUAAUUCCGUUGCUACGCCGGAUUCUCGUGCCGAACUAUCGAACGGUCAGCGACCAUUCAAUACACCUGGCCUAAAUGUACUUGCGCUUCCACGCAUCAGAAAGGCCCGUGGACUCGACCGUGCAGAUGCUGCCUUUCUGGAUGAAAGGCGCAAGCAGCCGUCGCGCAGAAGGGAAGUCCGACCGCUUUACCAUCGAUUGCAACAGCUACAUGAUGUCGACGAUUCAGAUGAUGACCAGCGGACUCCUUUCACAAGAGACACUGAUGAACAAGACAGUCGACCACCCAGUCGGAUGAGCUCAAGUUCUUCAGAGUUCGAAAAUGAUGGUGGUUUCGGCUCCGAAACAUUACACUCGUCAAUUGCCGAAACAACAGUGGAUGGGCUACGAGAUUUUGAUGCUGAGGAUACAAAGGACCAUAUCAACCUGGAUCGUUUAGUUACCGGCGUUCACGAACUAUCUCCCACUUCUCGGAAAAGGAAAAGGCUUAGCGAAGAGCUCGAAGUACGAAAGCGACAGAAAGAGGAUGAUGAGCUCUUUGGCAUCAAUUCCGUCGUGGAAACGGAAGACGGAACUGAUCAUUCUGCAUUGCCACUGGCAAGUGUUGAUAGCAAUACUGCGGGUCUUAGUACUCAUUCUACUUCUCAUCUGGAGCUAACAAAAGAACAUGGGCCCCCAAAACCAGGAACACCUGGAAGGGAGCUCAUAGGCCUUGAGUCACUUGGUAUAAAUACUUCGCUUCACCAAAAAGAUCCAGGUUUCGGGAUACAUACCAAUUCCUGUGGCAACAAGGACGCGGUUAAGCCCGAGGGGUUGAGAAUAGAAAUCGAGUGGCGAGUAUCAAAUGACGAGCCCCGUCCAACGGUCGAGGACGACGAUGCGAUUAUCCUAGAUCUCGACGGCUGGCAGAAUUUGGUCAAAGACGACGAGGACAUGUAUUUCCUUCGGUGUGUUUUAAGUGACCAGCCAAAGUCAGAUGUUGGAAAUCUAGCAGCUUGGGCAUGGAGGCAAAAAGAAAUAAAAGCGCUCAAUCGUCCUGGGACCACAGGGCCAGUUCACGAAGAAACUACCAUUUGUGGCUAUUACGUUUCGAACCUGACAGGUGCAGCUCGCACUGAAGGCAGGAAAAGAAUUCUGGAAUCAGAGAAGUCAAAAUAUCUGCCACAUCGAAUCAAAGUCCAGAAAGCGCGUGAGGAACGAGAAGCCAAGGCAAAGAGUGAUCCUCACGCUGUUGCCGCUGAGGCUGCGCGGAUUGCUGCGGCCAAGACGAUUUCUAAAUCGACGUCUAGAUCGACUAGGGUUAAUAAUCGCCGGUUAAUCGCAGACAUCAAUGCACAAAAGCAAGCCCUUCCAACUCAAAGUGGAGACGGCGAUGUUCUUCGAUUCAACCAACUCAAGAAACGAAAGAAACCCGUCCGCUUUGCGAGGUCUGCGAUUCAUAACUGGGGUUUGUAUGCUGAAGAGAACAUUUCGGCAAAUGAUAUGAUAAUUGAAUAUGUCGGUGAAAAGGUGCGACAGCAGGUUGCAGACAUGAGAGAAAGGCAGUAUUUGAAAAGUGGGAUUGGCAGCAGCUAUCUUUUUCGAAUCGAUGAAAACACUGUUAUAGAUGCUACAAAAAGGGGAGGCAUUGCCAGAUUUAUCAACCACAGCUGUACGCCAAAUUGCACUGCCAAAAUCAUCAAGGUUGACGGCAGUAAACGAAUUGUUAUAUACGCUUUGAGGGAUAUUGAACGUGAUGAGGAGCUGACUUACGAUUACAAAUUCGAAAGAGAGUGGGAUAGUGAUGACAGGAUCCCAUGUCUUUGCGGUUCGACAGGCUGCAAAGGCUUUCUCAAUUAA
Molecule: messenger RNA, 3735 nt
Organism: Aspergillus wentii DTO 134E9
Lineage: Eukaryota; Fungi; Ascomycota; Eurotiomycetes; Eurotiales; Aspergillaceae
Gene: set1
Product: histone methyltransferase SET1
Exons: 2
Coding region: 1-3735 (1244 amino acids)
Cellular component (GO): Set1C/COMPASS complex
Molecular function (GO): nucleic acid binding; histone H3K4 methyltransferase activity; protein binding
Source: RefSeq, a predicted model, not a curated record